AUGGCAAUCAUGUCGCUCUUGGAGCUGCGUCCGUCGCGAGACGUGGUGCCGCAAGCCCUGACGAUCCUGCUGCGGACCCUGGGACACUACGUGGGCAUGUAUCCCUGGUGGGUCGUGUCCAUCACGGUGGUGAUGUCGCUGGGGUUUGCCGGCUCCACCUACUGGACACUGGACUACCAGACCAACAUUGAGCAGUUGUACAUUCCCAUUGACGCGGACUCGUGGACGGACCGACGGGUUGCAGAGCACUAUUUUCCCGUCAACUUUUCGGGGAGAUUCCAGCCAGACAGAAGGGAAGGGCUCCCGAGACGCGAGUUUGCAGCUCGCUCGUUGUUGGCCCGUGAACUGCUUUACGUCUUUUCCGUAAUCGACCCUCCAUCGAGUGUGGUCGAUGGCGCCAGGGUUCCAGCAUUGGAUGUGGCUAGAACCUCGGAAUUGCUAAAUUUAGCCUCCUGCAGCUGGCAAGCAGGCUCACUCACUCUCUAUUUGUGGGUAAUGCGCAUGACCCCUGAUGAAAUAUUCAUUAUGUGA
This is a messenger RNA of Notodromas monacha, 531 nucleotides long. The record is from the annotation of a GenBank genome assembly. Lineage: Eukaryota; Metazoa; Arthropoda; Ostracoda; Podocopida; Cyprididae.